This is a messenger RNA of Melanotaenia boesemani (Boeseman's rainbowfish), 1454 nucleotides long. RefSeq lists its product as uncharacterized. Gene Ontology annotation, biological process: DNA integration. The record is from RefSeq and is a predicted model, not a curated record. The transcript has 4 exons. Lineage: Eukaryota; Metazoa; Chordata; Actinopteri; Atheriniformes; Melanotaeniidae. Bases 73 to 1428 code for a protein of 451 amino acids. Gene Ontology annotation, molecular function: nucleic acid binding.
GUUGAUAAGAUAAUCAGAAAGUGCCACGAAAUUGAACGCGCACAUAAUAAUGGGGUCUGUGGGGAGCGGGAGAUGCGUUCACUUGCCAGUUGCCACAGUAACUUAAAUCGUAUUCAACAUUUGUUGUCUCCGCGUGUGUUGGAGGACCUACAACAAAGCCUGAGCGAUCUCAGAACACUAAUCAACGGACAAAUGUCAGACGGAAAUGGGGGGUUUUCAGCUCCUCGAAUUCAUUCAGGGCGGCGAGGGCAACCAGCCAUUAAAGUGACAAGAGAUCAGAUCACCUUUCUUAUGAAACAAGGCAACACAGUUAAGCAAAUGGCCAAAAUUCUUGGGUGUUCCUCUUCAUUUUUGUACAAGACAACAAAGACUCUUGGUGUAUCUGUAAGAACCAGAUUCUCUACAUUAGAAAAUGCAGAACUCGAGGCCCAUGUCAGAAGACUUCAGGCUCAAUAUCCAAACUCGGGAUAUGAGAUGAUGAGGGCCUUGUUGAAAGCCGAUGGAUUUUUUGUUCAACGAUGGAAGGUUAGAGAGAUGUUAGCUCUGGUUAACCCAACAGCUACAGCCCGAAGGUGGAGUUGUGCAGUGGCAAGGCGGGUGUAUUAUACACCUUACCCUAACAGUCUGUGGCAUAUAGACGGCAAUAUGCGCCUCAUAAGAUGGGGAUUUGUGGUCCAUGGUGCCAUCGAUGGAAAGUCCCGGCUCAUUACAUAUUUGAAUUGCAGCAGUGACAAUCGAGCUUAUACUGUCUUGUCUCACUUUAUUAAAGCCACAUGUCUUUAUGGUCUCCCAUCUAGAGUCAGGUCUGAUUAUGGUGGUGAGAACUUUCUGGUGGCCUUGGUCAUGAAUCUGAUUCAGGGGGUUGAGCGCCGAAGUGUCAUUACAGGGGAAUCCGUACACAACCAAAGAAUUGAACGCCUCUGGAGGGAUGUGUUUUUACAUGUACUACAAUCAUUUUACAACAUUUUCUACUCUCUUGAAGAUGCAGAGCACCUGGAUCUCAGUAAUGACAUUCACAAACUGUCUCUUCAACUUGUCUAUCUUCCUGAGAUUCAAAAAAGUCUUGAACUCUUUAGAGAAGCAUGGAACAACCAUCCUUUACGCACAGAAAAUAACAGAACACCCACUCAAAUUUGGACACAAGGGAUGCUGUCCAAUAUUGCUACAGACAAUGCUGCAAUCAACAAUGUGUUUGGAGAAAAUCCCUAUCAGCACCAAAAUCUGGAGGCUCUACUGGCACAACAUGGGAUUGACCAUUUACCCACAGUAGAUGAUGAUGAACUACCCGCUGUAACUGUAGAACAGUGUAACAUCAAUCUCAGUCAGCAGCAGAAGGACUCCAUCUGUCAUGUCAUUGAGAACAUUCCUGAUUUGAAAACAAAGUAUCUGACAUGCUGUGUGGAAAUUUCUAAUAUCAUACAAACCUGAAACACAAAUAAAUGUAAUACACCUGU